Trichoderma atroviride IMI 206040 is the source of this 723-nucleotide messenger RNA. Lineage: Eukaryota; Fungi; Ascomycota; Sordariomycetes; Hypocreales; Hypocreaceae. The record is from RefSeq and is a predicted model, not a curated record.
AUGUGGAUAGGCGGGCCUUCAAAUCAUCGAAGUCUGUUGCCUCUCAAUAUCGAGCCUUUAUCUGAGUCUGGGCCUGAAUACUUCAAAUUCUCGGAAAUAUUGCUUCCUCAUGCUGAGCUCAUUCUUCAACAUCACUUUAAGAAAGACACCAAAGAUUCGGAAUUAGCUAGAGCGAAGCUACUUAUGGCUUCUGGAGCAUAUAUUGUAUGGGACGGCGAUCAUGAUGAAGCGCAAGUGAGAUUUGAGCGAUCAAUAGAGAUAAACAGUAGCUAUCUCGGCGAAAAACAUGUGGAAACAAUGUCGGGUAUAGGGCUACUAGGACUAGGCUGGGUUAUUGGUGUUCUGCAAGACGACGUGAAAGCUCUGCAGAUUCUGAAGCGCGUUGUAAAAAAUAGCCGUGAAAGCUUAGGUGGGGAUGGUCCUAGGACGAUUAACAGAUUGAGUGAUCUCACCACAGCCAUUGCUUUGGCUGGCGAAUACAUGGAAUCUGAGACCAUGCAACGUGAAGCUUUGGCUCGCAGUGAGCGCGUCCUCGGGAGGGCACAGAAUGAAACGCUAAACUGCACGGCGCAUCUUGCCAAUGUCCUCGGCGAUCCAGGUAAAACUGAGGAAGCAGUCAAGUUACGACGGGAUGUCUAUGACGCCAAAAAGGCUCCUUGGCAAUUUUCACCCAGAUACGCUUAUUGCCGAAGGAAAUUUAGCUUUGAUACUAAGCGAGAGUGA